AUGAUCGGAAUUGAGCAAAUGAAUGAGCAAUUGCGAAAAUUGCAAAUUUCCAAUAAAGCAAGUCAGCACAAAUUGAAUCGAUUGAAUGAAAGGAAAAAGUGUCUCGAAGAUGAUUUAAAUCGGUUGGCUGAUGUUUCGUCGAAAAUUGAACGAGAUAUUUCCGGCGAUUUAAUGCACACUAUUGAAGAGCCUUUGGAUAUGGAAGUCAUUUGUGCCGAGCAAUUCCAGAAGAAAAUGAGCAAAUUGCGUAUAUUGUUGAGCGAAAUCAUUGUGCGAACUUGUUUCAAUGAACGGGCAAUGUGCACAGAAAUUGGACAUCAGGAAUCUGAAUUCGAAUUGAGACUUCGCGAAUCAAUCGAUGCUCGAAAUGAGCUGUUCAACAAAAAGAAAUGUGCUCAAGAUAGAUGCGAGGACCUUAUUCGUCGACAUGCCCAGCUAUUGGAGCUCGUACAACAACUCGAGCAGAAAAUGGAAGUGUUUGAUUGCUCACGAUGGCUGCUGAAUGUCGAAUCUCGCCGAGUUUCAGACUUGCUCGAUCGGACUAGAAGAGAACCGGCAAACGAGCCGCCGAAAGUUCGAAUUCCUGAAAUGCCGGUGCACACAAAAGCGCAGAUAAUUAAUUCGAAUGCGAGCUUGCUUCAUACACAUUCGUCGAUUUCGCAUGUUGAUUUGCCUCAAAUCACAGAAUUUCCGAUAUCGGCCGGUCCUCAAGUUGCAUUGAAACCGAUUCCGAUUGCUAGAUCUCUGGAAAAAAGAAGUAAAAAAUCGAAAAAAUCAAAGAAAUCGAAGAAGAGGGGCUCAAAGAAGCCAUGCCCGAUUCAUCAUAAAAAUCCGAGAAAUAAUGAGAAAAGUGUAUUGCAAAUGAGUGGAGUUGAUUUGAUGGAACUGAUCUCAAAAGUGAUCACUGAUGAUUUAAAAUCGAAUCAACAACUAUAA
Molecule: messenger RNA, 936 nt
Organism: Caenorhabditis bovis
Lineage: Eukaryota; Metazoa; Nematoda; Chromadorea; Rhabditida; Rhabditidae
Source: the annotation of a GenBank genome assembly